Molecule: messenger RNA, 3462 nt
Organism: Branchiostoma belcheri (Belcher's lancelet)
Lineage: Eukaryota; Metazoa; Chordata; Leptocardii; Amphioxiformes; Branchiostomatidae
Product: neuroendocrine convertase 1-like
Exons: 16
Coding region: 275-2641 (788 amino acids)
Biological process (GO): protein processing
Cellular component (GO): trans-Golgi network; Golgi membrane
Molecular function (GO): serine-type endopeptidase activity
Source: RefSeq, a predicted model, not a curated record
UCUAUGGGGCCGUGCCUCCAAUGUAAAGAUAAGCGCGACAGCGUGCGAUCGUUCCGUCCGAGUUAGGCAAUACUGUAAGGCAAACACCAACCGCAGGGGAACAGUACAGCUGCUAGUUACACAUAGUUUCUCACGGACCCGUGCAAACUGCUUUACUUAUAUUCUACAUGAGGACUUUAUCUGAUUUUCACGUUUCCGACUGCUAGCGCCUUCAGUUUGAGCAGUCAACAGAAAGAAAGCCGGGACGACUUUUUCUCUCCAUCUGGCGCGGAACAUGGGACGUUUCUCUGCCUGGCUGGUCCUUCUGAUCGUGGCGUGCUCCUCCUACGGACUUGCGGAGGAGGGAGAGGACCAAACCGGCCACUACACCAACACCUGGGCGGUGGAAAUCCACGGAGGGCCCGACGUAGCCGAUCUGUUGGCCCUGGACCAUGACUUCGUCAACUUGGGACAGAUAGGGAACCUGGAGGACCACUACCUCUUCCGUCACAAAGACGUGCCUCACCGGUCCCGCAGAGAAGCACACCAUCACACCAAGAGGCUCGGAGACGAUAAAAGGAUACAAUGGGUGGCACAACAGGUGGGACGGGAUCGGAGUAAAAGAGGACCCAUCCCCCAACAACCCCGGCAAUCAGACAACCCCGCACCCCUGACCUUCAUCGACCCUUACUGGGACAAACAGUGGUAUCUGCACGACACCAGAACUUCGACGAACCUGCCCAAACUAGAUCUGCACGUACUUCCGGUCUGGAGAAAAGGCAUCACGGGAAAAGGAGUGGUGGUGGCCGUGUUGGACGACGGGAUUGAAAAGGACCAUCCAGACCUCAAGGACAACUAUGAUCCUGACGCUAGCUAUGACUUCAAUGACAACGAUGACGACCCCCAGCCAAGAUAUGAAGAAACGAAUGAAAACAAGCACGGGACCCGCUGUGCGGGGGAGAUCGCUAUGGCGGCCAACAACUCUCAGUGCGGCGUGGGAAUAGCGUUUAAUGCAAGGAUAGGAGGAGUGCGCAUGCUGGACGGGGUGGUGACGGACGCGGUGGAGGCGAACUCCAUCGGCUUCAACAUCCAGCACGUGGACAUCUACAGCGCCUCCUGGGGACCUAACGACGACGGCAAGACCGUGGAGGGGCCAGAGAAACUCGCUAGGGCCGCUUUCGAGAAGGGGAUCAGGGAGGGACGUGGCGGUAGGGGGUCCAUCUUCGCCUGGGCGUCCGGUAACGGCGGGAGUAACGGCGACAACUGCGACUGUGACGGCUACACCAGCUCCAUCUACACGGUCUCCAUCAGCUCCGCGUCCCAGCAGGGCAGGUCCCCGUGGUACGGAGAGAAGUGCGCCUCCACCCUGGCCACGGCCUACAGCAGCGGAGAGUACAAGGACCAGAAAAUUAGCAGCACGGACCUGCACCACGCGUGUACGGACAGCCACACGGGAACAUCUGCCGCGGCACCGCUGGCUGCGGGCGUGCUGGCGCUGGCUCUGGAAGCAAACCCGGACCUGACGUGGAGAGACGUCCAGCACCUGAUCGUGUGGACAUCAGAGUACGACCCUCUGUCCAGCAACCCCGGCUGGUUCCAGAACGGCGCCGGCUUGUGGGUGAACUCCCGGUUCGGGUUCGGCCUGCUGAACGCCGAGGCCAUGGUGGACAUGGCUCUGACGUGGAAGACUGUACCCGAGAAGACCAUCUGUGAAGUCAGACUGGAGAACUUCCAGCCGAGGACCCUGGGAAAUGGUGAGGAGAUCAACAUAGAGAUGGAGACGGACGGUUGCCAAGGCGACAGUCACGUGGGCGCUCUGGAGCACGUGCAGGUCAAGACGACGAUCGACUACACCCGACGUGGAGACCUGAGGAUAGUGCUGACGUCUCCCUCAGGCACCCAGACCACCCUACUGGACACCCGUCGUCAGGACAAGUCCCAGAUGGGUUUCCAAGACUGGCCGUUCAUGUCCACUCACACCUGGGGAGAGAAUCCGCAGGGCAAGUGGACACUCACCAUCGAGGACAAGUCUGACCACGCGGAGAACAACGGCGUUGUAGAGGACGUGGUGCUGAUCCUGCACGGAACGCCGGAACAGCCGGCCUACCAGUCCGGAGGGAGGGUGUACACUGACUACAACCGCGUCCAGGACGACAGGAAUGUGGACAAAUUCGCUGCUAAACCCGCUCCAGCCUCCGCUGCCGAGACCGCCCCCGCCCCGGAGUCAGAGGACCGAGUACCGAUCUCCGAGCCCGUGGACUCUGCAGACAGCGUGAAAAUCGCUAAGACUCCAGCGAAGGAGACGGAGUUCUUGGUGAACUGGCAGGACAGGCUGGCUGGUGACGGGAGUGAGUUCAACCCCGAAAACUCGGACCCGUUCCAACCCGCAGAACCUGAGGCCGACACUUUCAUGGACGGCGGAGACCUUCGUCCCUGGGAAGCUUUCAAGUACCUACAUCGGCAAAUGAAAUCACCAACCAGGCCACGUCACCCUGCGCAAGCGUACUACAAGCCAUCGCCACUGUACAUCCGGGACCCGUCACUGGACAUCCGGGACCCGUCACUGGACAUCCGGGACCCGUGGCCAUCCCAGAAUGCCCUGGGGGAGUCAGAGGCUGACCUGGUGAACUACUACCUACAGCUCCUGGGCUACGACCCGUGAAACAUCCGCACCAGGAAUUGAAAAACGGAACCUCAGAUACCGGAGAAAACAGAAAGAAACAAGCUGGUCUUAGAGAAUAAAAAACAAAUUGUAGACAUCACGAAUGCUUACCGUCUGAUACCGUGCAUAUGAUAUGAUAUGAUAAGUGAUUUCUCCAUCAGGUUUCCUAUCUGUGUAAGGUAUAUAGUACAGGAGUUCGUAUACGAACAAACGAGCUUUAUUUUUGAUGCUUUAGAACAGGAGUUGUCGUACUCCCGAUAUCCACAGUGGGAACAGGUGACAAACAGAUUAGAAAGCAGAUGAUUCCGUUGACAAAUGACGAUGACAUCUCGUUUCUCUUCUUAUUGACGACAUAAUGUUAGAAAGUAAAUGCCUGGUCCACACAGUUGCGGCGUAAAAGAACUAAAUUGAGGGACCAUCUCUCCAUUGUCUUAAUAUUCAUCUUCUAAAGAAUCAAUAGAUACAUAGUGUGUGUGUGAGAGAAAGAGAAUGGGUGACCAGUGGGCGACAAUUUCUAACACAUCACACAGGCAAGUACUUUACCUCAAUUCUAUAUCACCAGAGCAAUUUCCUCCGUACAUGUUUCCUUGCGCAAUUUUCACCCGAAUCGAGCUAAACAGCCUGUAACGUCGAAGCAAUGGGCAAUAGCCGUGCUUGAUAUUGACUUUGUGAGGAAUAGAUGGCUCGGCUGCAGUAGACCAAUAUAUGAGUUGAAAAAAAUUAUCUUUAAGCUGGCACACUUCAUAGAAUUCAGUCUCCAAUAUUGUCCCCCGUCCCUCAUCGUUUGAUGCACUGGUCAUUUGCCUAGAGCGCUGUUGGAG